ACGACUGGAAAAUCAGAUAUCCAUGGAAAAAACGAAAGCUCCAUAGCUUCACUGGUUUGCUCAAUAGAUGGCGUUUCAUAUCUCAUUAUAAUAUUGCUAUCCUUUGCUUGUAAUCUGUUUCGACGUUCUAGUUCUAGCAAUGCAUAACUUCAAUGCAUAACCAUGCAACAGUACAGUGGAAAUGAGAAAGCUCUCCAACGGAAGAAAACUCCGCUGUGUGGCUAUCCCACCAAUAGAUGGCGCCAUCAGCUUUUUUGCUAUUUUUAGAACGCAUGAGUCAUUUACCGUCUGCUAAACGAAGGCUUUUUAUUUUCCGUUUUGGUUGAGAGCUUGAGCCGUGUAGACCCCGUUUAGUGGUUAUUGGGUGGAUUUGUGGCACAUGGGAGCGUAUCUCGGGGACAGUCUGUAUAAUCGAAUAGUCAACACCUUGUUUUUGUCAAGGCACAAAAUCAAGUUGCAUUCUCGUCGAUUUAAUUUGUUGAUUUUUUCCCGUAGUGUAUUUGUUGUUUGGAGUCUUUGGUGAAAAGUGAUGUAUGCAUUUUCUUUGAUUUUCUUUGAUUUUCAUUGACGUACACAUCACUUUUCGUCGAUUUGUCUUGAUUUGUGUUUCGAACACAAUAAAUCAAUUAGAGAGCGAGAAAUAUAUAGAGAGAUAGAGUAAGAGAGUUAUAGAGAGAUAGAGACAGAGUGAUUCCAUUACAAACCGUUCAAACGUGUACCAUUUUGCUCAUCGGGGGGCAGUUAAUGUCAAGUUUUCCCUUGGCGCGAAAUCAGUCCCCUCCGCCGAAGUGUUGAAAAAAGCACAACGAAAAGCAAAAUAAAUGUAAAACUACUAUUAAACAUGUGUAUGGUGCCGUUUGUUCAUCAUGAAGUUAAUCUGUGAGACUUGCACCAUAAAUCGGUCCGUGGCCGGGGGUAAACGUGCGUUCCAGAAAACGAUCCUUGCCAUCGGGAAGGGAUCCGAGCGGAAGGGAGAUGAAACGAAGAUCAUGCUCAUUACGACCGCCAACAAGGCCGGCACCAAGUACAGCGUCCUAAAGAACAUAAGCAAGAUAUUUACCCGCUUUCUGGAGGAAGGAAAGGCCACGAUUUCGUUCGUCGCACCCGAGCACGAUGUGCAGAUUAAAAGUGAUAAAGUUCAGCUGACGGCGUUCCUGAAGGUGCUAAAGCUGGUGCUCACGGGAAGCGGACAACCGGCGGAAGGGACCCAGCCCGUCACGAAUCCCUUUUCACCGUCCGCUCCACUGCGACUGCCGUGUCUUACCGUGGGGAAGAAAAAAGCCUCCAUUCUCGAUUCUCCGAGUGUCCUGGCGACCAAGUGCGUGAUAACGAACAGGAAGGACUACCCAACGAAAGGCUUUUCUCGCCUGCUCGUGUCGUUGCAGAUUACCGACGUGAAGCUUUCACGAUUCGACUCACAGAUAUUGUUGCUACAGAAGCUUCGAUUUUUAAACCUGUCCAACAACUGUUUACGCAGCUUGCCUCGCGCACUUGGCCAGCUACGACUGAGCGAGCUGGAUCUGUCGAGCAACAGAUUAGCCGACUGCACCUGGGACUGGCUGCUGGAACCGAACAUUCAGUCGUCGCUGCAGAGUCUCAACAUUUCCGACAACGGGCUCUCAUUCUUACCGAUCAAUGUGAUAAACGCUGGCGCACUGGUGGCACUAACAGCGAACAACAACCACAUCCGCAAGCUACCCUUUGCGCUGUGGACUAUGAGCCGGCUUCGGGUGCUUUCGUUGGCCAAAAACCAGAUCGAUGGUGUACCGGAAACCUUGGAACGAAUAAGACUGGAGCGGUUAGAUCUGUCGGAAAAUAAUCUUUCACCCGACGGAGGAACAGCUGAGCUACACCCGAGUCCUUCGAUGCAGCAGCGGCAACCGUCGACCCUGUUCGAACUCGCCGCACGUACCGUGAUCCAUAGGAAGCUUCCAUACGCAAUGCCAGGACUGUUGCCGUUCACCGUGGUGGACAUUAUACGCCGUGUGCCUCUUUGCGGCUGUGGCCAACCGUGUUUCGAUGCGAAAGUGUACCAGCGCACGAAAGUGAUCAAUGGGCGCUGUUCCUGCUUGGUGCUCAACGCCAACCAUCUUCUCAUCGCGGACAGUGUUUUUUGCAGCGAAAAGUGUAUCCGGAAAGCGAACGAGCGGAGACUUCAUAAUCGAGGAUUUUAAACUAGUAGCUACUGUGUUUUAAUAAAUUAUUCUUGUUACAUUUUCACUA
Molecule: messenger RNA, 2223 nt
Organism: Anopheles coluzzii
Lineage: Eukaryota; Metazoa; Arthropoda; Insecta; Diptera; Culicidae
Gene: Lrr47
Product: leucine-rich repeat protein 1
Exons: 1
Coding region: 867-2174 (435 amino acids)
Molecular function (GO): protein binding
Source: RefSeq, a predicted model, not a curated record